Messenger RNA from Equus quagga, 1364 nucleotides. RefSeq names its product FAM3 metabolism regulating signaling molecule D (gene FAM3D). The record is from RefSeq and is a predicted model, not a curated record. Bases 302 to 973 code for a protein of 223 amino acids. Lineage: Eukaryota; Metazoa; Chordata; Mammalia; Perissodactyla; Equidae. The transcript has 10 exons.
UUGACAAAGAGGGGCAGAGUCCGAGCAGGCCCAGGAGGAGCUGAUCCACCCAAGGUGCCCAUGAGUCACCCUGUCCCUCCCUCCGUGCCUGCUGCACCUACACAGCCCGCCUGGGAGGCCCCAACCCCUCCGAGAACCAGGAGGCUGGACUCUCUUAGCAGCUGGUCCAGGGUCGUGGUUGGCCGGGUUGGGGGCCCAAGGCACCAGCUGGACCAUCUCGCCUUCUCCACUGAAGCAGGAAAGUAAGAGCCUUGAGCCCUCAGGCUAACGCUGACCCUAAGCUGCUCCUCACCUGGACAGGAUGAGAGUGUCAGGUCUGUUUCGCCUCGUGGCCCUCAUCUUUGCCCUGGUCACCACAUGGGUCUUUAUUCGCAGCUAUAAUGGCUUCAACAUGAAAACCAUCCGUCUGCCCCGUUGGAUGGGUUCAGUCCCCAGAGAGACCCGGGUCGAGAAGACCAAGUGUGGCCUCAGCAAGCCCUGCCCGGAAAACUUCUUUUCAUUUAAACUCAGCAGCGGGGCAGCCAACGUCGUGGGCCCUUCCAUGUGCUUCGAAAACCACUUGAUCAUGAGUCCUGUGAAAAACAAUGUGGGCAGAGGGCUGAACAUUGCCCUGGUGAAUGGAAGCACGGGGACAGUGCAGAGAGAGAGCUCUUUCGACAUGUACUCUGGAGAACCUACGGCCCUGGUGAAAUUCCUUAAAGAAAUCCAAGAGGGCGUGCUGGUGCUGGUGGCCUCCUAUGAUGAUCCAGGGACCAAAAUGAAUGAUGAAAUCAGGAAGCUCUUCUCCAACUUGGGCAGUUCCUACGCAAAGCAGCUGGGCUUCCGGGACAGCUGGGUCUUCCUGGGGGCCAAAGACCUCAAGAGUAAAAGCCCCUUUGAGCAGUUCUUAAAGAACGACCCAAACACGAACAAAUAUGAGGGCUGGCCGGAGCUGCUAGAGCUGGAGGGCUGUGUGCCCAGGAAGGUAUUUUAGGGCAGCUGUGGCUCUUCCUGGGCCAGGGCCUGAAGAAGCUGCUGCCUGACUUACGAGUCAGACCCGGGGUUGCUGUGGGCUGGACCGGCAGGAGCUAACGGAUGGCAGAGGAGGAGAAGGGAGCAGGAGCGGCAGCAUGGACAGUGCUGAGUGGGGGUCCUCGCACACUCCGUGCGCUUCCCCUCUUCAGAAACAAACCCUCCCACGGGCUGAGGCAUCCUUCCCAGGGGUGGCCGGCCUCAGAGGGUCCUUCCGGGGCCAACUGUCUGUGGAGAGAACAGGCAUGCUUUCCCUCAGGGACUGCUGACUGUCGCCCCCGAGGAAGGACAGACUGCCCACACCUGAGGACAAUUAAAUUUUAUUUUUGCUGGUUUUGAAUGAGCUUUCCAAA